CAAAUGUCUUAUAGUCCAGUUUUUUGAACCUCCGCAUUUUAACCGUCAGGCGCGACAAAUGAGAGCGGCUCGAAGCGGGGAGCGGAUUAGUUUAAACGUGUUCCAGUGACAAACUAAUUCGUUUUGGGUUUUUUAGGUAAAACAAGAAAAAAUGGAAUUGGAUUCAAUGAAGUAUGCCGAAUUGCGCAGUCUUGCGAAGGAGGUUGGAUUCAAAACCUCAAAACUGAAGGCUGAUAAACUUCUGAAGGCGCUAAAGGAGCACUUCCAGCAGCAGCAACAACAACCACCGCAGGAAGAUGUUGCAGUGGACCAGGGAGAUGAGACUGGCAUUGCUGCACAUGAUGACAUCAACUCAACCCAGGAAGUCAACAAUUCAUCACAGGAUGAUGAUGAUGAGCCUUUCCUAAAACAUCCAGCUCGGGAGUUUGUUACCAAACGUCGCGGUAGAGGGCGACCGAAGAAGAGGAAGGAGCCUGAAGAUGAGGAACAGAUGUUUGAGAAGCUGGUUGAACCCAGAAUCAGCCAAGGGAGUGUUAAGAGAAGGAAAACGUCUGCCGCUAAGGAUUCUGGGGUGGCAGCACCAGUGCAGGAGUCACAGAAAACCAAUGUUCAGACACAGCCUGAACCUGGCCACAAAGAUGCAGCCCCAGCAGUGACGUUUGAGGAAGGAGAGGGACAGGAGGUGGUGAAGCCAGUAGGAAAGAUCCCUCGCCAUGAGGGGCUCCUGAAGAGGACUAAGUCGAUGCUGAAGCCUACGACACCAAACUUCAGAAAGCUCCACGAGGCACAUUUCAAGAGGAUGGAGUCAAUUGAUUCAUAUGUGGAAAGGAAGACCAAGCAAGUUGAUUUGUUCCGAAGUUCAGUGAAGGAACUGAAGGUUCUCUCCGAUAAGACUCUUUCUAAAUCGACUGAAGGAAAACCUCCAGCAAUCUCAACCCCGAGCUGUGCCUCCCUAUUCAGCCCAGCAUCCCAGAGACCUGCCACAGACAAACGCAGACAGACCCGGUUCUCAGCCAUCAAAUGUGCCACUGAUAAAAGUAGAUUCUCGGCCGGUAAGCCAGCUACAGACAAGCACAGACCGACCCGGGUCUCUGGCACCAACCCCUCUCAGGACACCGUUGUUCCAUUCAGACCUACAGUCCUGUCCACUUGCAGGAUCAAUGUUCGGUUCUCUCAGGCUACUCGGGAUAAUGAGCACAAGAGGUCCAUGGUCAAGACACCAGCACGCCCGUCAACCCGUGUGGAACUCGUCACUCCUGGGAAAGAGACUAAAGUUGUCGGGAAACGUGACGUCAACAAGCCUUCUGUUCUCUCUAGCACCAAGACGCCAGGAACAGCGUUUGUGUUUAAUGCAAACACCAGUGUUCUUUCUAACACUCCUGGAACCAACAAGGCUAACUUUGAUCUGAAGGCCAGUCUCUCUAAGCCUCUCACCUACAAGCCUCACAGGGGGAAGCUGAAGCCUUAUGGAGAGACCAAGGAGAACACAGCUGACCAGUCUCAGAUUGUUCCUUCACACCAGAAGAACUACAAACAGCACCCGGUUCAGACAAGGGAGGAAAGGAGGACAAAACAGACUGAAGACAGGAAGCAGAAGAAAGUGAAUAUGCUUGGAGCCAGACGAGGCCUCGUCAUGACCUAAUUAUUCUGUAAUUUUUCACACUCCUGUAAAGUUUAGACCCUGUUUUUACAUCUGUCCUCUGUACUGUUCCAACCUGUUAUGAUUGUUCAAUUUUACUCUGUAGUUCCUCAAACACUUCACUAUUACAAUGUUAUGAACUUUAUUGUUCACAUUAACAUGUUAAAUAUUUUUGGUCAUCUGUAAUUCAUGUUUUACAGUGCGUUUAAAUGUUUGUACUUUUUCCAGAAUUGUAAAUACAUGUAGUAAAUUUGGCAUUUCCUGAA
This is a messenger RNA of Salmo salar (Atlantic salmon), 1905 nucleotides long. RefSeq names its product nucleolar and spindle-associated protein 1. Gene Ontology annotation, molecular function: microtubule binding. The record is from RefSeq and is a predicted model, not a curated record. Gene Ontology annotation, biological process: establishment of mitotic spindle localization; mitotic cytokinesis; mitotic chromosome condensation. Gene Ontology annotation, cellular component: nucleolus; mitotic spindle; microtubule. NCBI's taxonomy places the organism in Eukaryota, Metazoa, Chordata, Actinopteri, Salmoniformes, Salmonidae.